Molecule: messenger RNA, 1443 nt
Organism: Porites lobata
Lineage: Eukaryota; Metazoa; Cnidaria; Anthozoa; Scleractinia; Poritidae
Source: the annotation of a GenBank genome assembly
UGCAGUGAUAAUUUUGAGACACUUAUCAGCUGCAUCAAAAACGUGACACGAGUUUGUGAAUAUAGCUGGCGACGAGAUGCUUGGAUUGACCUAGACGUAAGGCUGAAGUUCAGAAAACAGUUUUAUUGUCACAAUGGCGCUUUAGUGAUACCUGUGCCUUUAGUUCUCUGUGGACAAAACAAGGGAGGCAAGCAAUGUCUGCGUAAUUUCCACGCGAAAUUUCGUAACAACAUAUCUGACACCACACUUUGCGAGUAAGUACAGCUGAUGACGAUCACUUUAAUUGAGUUUCCUUCGGCAAGACGCGCGCCAUUAAAAAUGAACCACACAGUCUUGUUACUGACAGUUCAAAAUUUAGCUUAUCGCCAUGCUCACCAUUCUCUGAACAAACUAUUAAAAUGGCUGUAAGGUGAAAGUCGAAUAAGCUGUCUGAAAACUUGAGCCUGGUGCCUGGUUGUACAGUCGAAAUUUCACGGAGACGACAUAGCUUGAUCAUUAGCGUUUUUGCGCCCAGAUACUCUGCAUUUUAGGGGAACUGGUUUUUCGCUUGAUAUAGAUUCCACACGUAGUUAAUCGAAAAACCGAUAAUCGAUAAUAAUCGAUACUAAUCGAUAUCAAUCAUCGAUGAAUUUCGAUUUCUGAUAUCGAUCAACAGAAAUCGAUAAAAAAUUUGACCUCGAUUAAUAUUUAUCAUUUUCCGAUAGAAAUCGAUAAUGAUUUUUUAUCGAUUACUAUCGCUCUUAUCCAUUGUUAUCGAUUUUGUUUAUCGAUAAUUAUCGAUAAAUUAUUUAUUCUGUGACUUCGAUUUCGAUCGAUUUCCAAUAUCAAUCGAUAUUAAUCGGCGGAUUAGAAAGAUUAAUAUCGAUGAUAUCGAUUGAUUUCCGAUAUCGAUUUUUAUCGAUUAACCACGUCUGGUACAGAUUAUACAGAGAGCAACAUAUUGAAAAGAAAAGCUGUAAAAAAAAAUCGAAAAGAGCAUUUUUGCAGGCCAUUAGAUUUCAUGACAAUUUCAGUAAAUCAAGCGCAAGUAAUAAAUAUGGUUCCUCUGCGAGUAAGUCGAUUACAAGGGUGACAUUUUUUUUUAUUAUUCUUUCCAGGGAGUACUCCAAGGCAAAGAAUUGUGCACAAGAACUUCUUGAAAAGGAGUGUCCAGACCACGCAAACUCUCGCACUUAUUACAUGGAUGUUUUAUUCGACAAUUAUAAUCCUUUCUGUAAAAACUUUCUUUAUAAUGCCCCGACUACGGUAACAACGCCUCGCAGAAAAACAGAAAGAUUGGUAAUGACACAGCGAAGGGAGCCAAGCUCAUGCAAGAGCUGUCCUAGAGCAACAUCCAUCGUUAUGAACAGCGCUCGUAGUAACCGUGAAAAAUCAUCCUACAUUAGUGUUUUUGAACUAUGGUUUGUCUUAUUUUUGAUUUCCAGCCUUGUCAUGCGCUCUUAA